AUGACUGACAUGUCUGAUCCUGGAGAAUCGAAUAACGUGGAUGAAGAUGCCACUGCUGAUGCCGAUUCUCGGCCCGCAGCAUCCUCCACGACAAGCCCGGUCAACUUCGUCCAUGAUUCCUCCGCGGACCUUUUUGCGGCACCGAAUGGCUCGGCUUUAAUCCAUGCUUGCAAUUGCGUGGGCAGAUGGGGUAGUGGGAUUGCAACCGUAUUCCGUGCCAACUACCCAGCAGCGUUUGAUAUCUAUGCCAGUCACUGCCGUUACUACAAUAACAACAUUCGACACCAUGUAAUCCCCAAUCUCGAACCGGAGGACAGUCAGGAACAGCCCGUGCGACUGGUCCGUUUACCACUGGGAACCGCUCUGGUCAUUUCGCCCCAGGCCUCCGAUAUUGCCCUUCAUGGUCGCCGGCAUUGGAUUGUCUGUCUUUUUGUCUCUCGCUGGUACGGAGCUCGUGCUGACUCUGAGGCGGAUAUCUGCCGCAACGUCAACGCUGCUCUGCGGGAUCUGGCUCAACAGCUCACUGAGCUGAGGAUACUCGCCGUCACAGACACGGAUUGGCCCCGCUACCUUUUUUCGAACCGUUUUUGCUCUGGUUUAUUUCGCGUUCCUUGGGAAGUCACCAGCGAGCUGAUCAACGAAGUUGGACUGAACAUUACCGUGUGCACAAACUCUGAGCAUCGUCGUCCUCCGCAACACCGCUAUGCUAACAACUCUCGUCGUCCCUCCACUCGUCGUAUCCCAUUUGGACCCCUGGCUCGUGAGUGGUGA
Messenger RNA from Penicillium olsonii, 771 nucleotides. NCBI's taxonomy places the organism in Eukaryota, Fungi, Ascomycota, Eurotiomycetes, Eurotiales, Aspergillaceae. The record is from the annotation of a GenBank genome assembly.